UAAUUUAUCAGAAAUAUAUUCUAUAUGGAUUGAAGGCUCUUCCUUCAACCAUUGCUAAAUCAAACCCUUGUUCAUCAUCUUAGCUAGACUACAAUGGACAAGAAACAGAUCUCAAAAAUUCCUUCAUCUCAUCAAAAAAACCAAACAGUUUCAUCAGAAUCUCUUGAAGACAGAGACAAGAGAUCAACAGAAGAUAUCAUCAACAAGCAAGCAAGAAAAAGCAGCAACAAUGGCGGACUGAUGAGAAGGUAUCUUGGAGUGAGACAAAGACCUUCAGGAAGAUGGGUUGCUGAAAUCAAAGACUCCUCACAGAAGCUGAGGCUCUGGUUAGGGACUUUUGAUACAGCAGAAGAAGCUGCCAUGGCUUAUGACAGUGCAGCUAGGCUUCUAAGAGGACGAAACGCAAAGACCAACUUUGAUUUCCAUGGAAACUCCAUUGAUACCCACCAAGAAAAUUGCAGGUUUCUUGGGAAAAAUCCAAGAUUAUAUCAACUUUUUCAACAUGCAGUUAUGAAGAACCAUGCAAGAUCAUCAUCACCAUCAGCAGCAGCAGGAGAAAUAUCAAAUGGAACUCCAUGGUUAGAUCAAAAUUUUGAGGCCAUGGUUGAAGAAGAUGGGAGUAAAAAGCUUUGUGGGCUAUCGAUUGGCAGUUCUAAGGUUUAUUCUUCUGUUAUUGUUGCUCCUUCUUUUAGUGCUUCUUCUUCUUCUUCUUCUUUGUUAUGUCAAGGAGAACAAAACAGCUGCAAAAAGGUUUAGUAUAAAGAUUUAUUUUACUUGUAAAUAAUUUUUUUUUUCUAGAAAAAUAAAAGAUUUCUUUAGUCUCCAAUAAAAUAUG
This is a messenger RNA of Manihot esculenta (cassava), 835 nucleotides long. Its product is annotated as ethylene-responsive transcription factor ERN2. The record is from RefSeq and is a predicted model, not a curated record. Gene Ontology annotation, molecular function: DNA-binding transcription factor activity; DNA binding. The transcript has a single exon. Gene Ontology annotation, biological process: regulation of DNA-templated transcription. Lineage: Eukaryota; Viridiplantae; Streptophyta; Magnoliopsida; Malpighiales; Euphorbiaceae. Bases 94 to 756 code for a protein of 220 amino acids.